This is a messenger RNA of Perca flavescens (yellow perch), 1284 nucleotides long. Its product is annotated as serpin A3-5. NCBI's taxonomy places the organism in Eukaryota, Metazoa, Chordata, Actinopteri, Perciformes, Percidae. Gene Ontology annotation, molecular function: serine-type endopeptidase inhibitor activity. The record is from RefSeq and is a predicted model, not a curated record. The transcript has 6 exons. The coding region runs from base 1 to 1245 and encodes 414 amino acids.
AUGAUGCGUGCAGCCGUGAGUCUCUGGGUACUAUCGGCGGUGAUCUGCGUCGGCAGAGGCCAUGGCGAUGGCCAUCACCAGCCCGACGAAGACACUGUAGUGGACGGCAGCGCCAACAGCGUCUCCUUGGUGAACGAAGCAAACCAAAGGUUUUCCUUCCGACUCUACAGGAAGUUAGCAGCUGAUGCUGACUCACAAGGAAAGAAUAUCUUCUUCUCCCCAUUUUGUGUGUCGACCGCCUUGGCUACGUUGUCCGUGGGAGCGAGGGGGGAGACUCACCGUCAGCUUUUCAGUGGUCUGGGCUUCAAAAGCUCCCUGACGCAGACAGAUGUGGACCAGGCCUUCCAGAUGUUCCUCCAGAGGGCCAACAACCCAUUUCAGGACGCCAGUGAAGGGACCGCCGUGUUCGUGGACAACAGCUUCAAGCCGAAGCCGGAGUUCCUGCAGACCCUGAAGCAGUCGUACCUCGCAGAUGGGUUCAAUGUGGACUUCACCAAAGCCACAGAAAGUGCUGACACCAUCAAUAAGUACGUGGAGGAGAAGACCAACGGGAAGAUUGACAAGCUGGUGGAAAACAUGGAUCCAAACACAGUCAUGUAUCUCAUCAGCUACAUCUACUACAAAGGAAAGUGGGUGACUCCGUUUAACCCUGAGCUCACAGAGGAGGACUACUUCAACGUGGACGAGAACACCAAGGUUCAAGUCGACAUGAUGAAUCUGGAGGAUAGUUUCAACACCUAUUACGAUCUCAUGCUGAACGUGAUGGUCCUUCAGCUCCCCUUCAACAACUCCUAUUCCAUGCUGCUGUUGUUGCCUGACGACGACAUGGCAACGCUGGAGAACGCCCUUGGCCCAAACCGCGUCACCAAAUGGUUGCAGUGGAUGACACCCAGGAGAUAUAAUGUAUAUAUUCCAAAAUUCUCCAUCAAGACUUUCUACAACCUGAACGAUGAGCUGUCAGAAAUGGGAAUGACAGACAUGUUUGGUGAUCGUGCAAAUUUCAGAGGCAUUUCAGAGGAGCAAGGACUGGCAGUCUCAGAAGUUGUGCACAAAGCUACGCUGGAUGUGGACGAGACCGGAGCCACCGCUGCUGCCGCCACAGGCAUCGGCAUCGGAGCGACUGCCAUCCGGUUCCCUGACCCUGUCCCUGUGUUGAAGUUCAAUCAUCCAUUCAUGGUCAUCAUCAUUGAACGUAACACGGAGAAAAUCCUCUUCUUGGGCAAGAUGAACAACCCAACCAUCUGAUGUAUCAUCACUUUGUGUUUGCUCGAGCACAGCUGUUGC